CUGCCAAUCCGCAGAAGUACAGCUGCCCGCGUACGUUUGAAGACAUUUGAAAAGUGGGGAAAAUAUACAUUGGAGUGGGCGAUUUUGAGAUUUCGUCUGAAAUGGCUGGCAAAAUGAAAGUUGCGGAUGACUGUAGCUAUAAAACAUUCUCUGUUUGCGAAAGUGCCGCUGAUAGCAGCAGCACCAGAGUGGAGGAAGAUGGAGAAAGCGACGGUCCAGCGGUGUUUAUGUGCGGCAAAUGCAAGCUGCCCAUCGGUGACAGUCUGUCCUGGGCAGGCAGUGACGACGAGCAGAACCAAAUCAUGCUCAAACGGAUCACUGACAAUGUUUUCAUAGGCAAAGAACCCUUUGUUUCUGGUACCCGAAAGGAGCUUGGAUGCCUGGUUGUGAAUCUCACCUGCCGUGGCUGUUGCUCAGAAUUAGGAAUUAUGUACAUAUCAACCCCAAAAAAGCUUGAUUACAAGAGAUCUCUUUUCUGCUUUAAUGUUGAAAAUAUUGAAAGGUAA
Sinocyclocheilus grahami is the source of this 506-nucleotide messenger RNA. It is a transcript of the gene mis18a, whose product is annotated as MIS18 kinetochore protein A. Gene Ontology annotation, biological process: chromosome segregation; CENP-A containing chromatin assembly. The record is from RefSeq and is a predicted model, not a curated record. The transcript has 3 exons. The coding region runs from base 102 to 506 and encodes 134 amino acids. NCBI's taxonomy places the organism in Eukaryota, Metazoa, Chordata, Actinopteri, Cypriniformes, Cyprinidae. Gene Ontology annotation, cellular component: chromatin; chromosome, centromeric region; nucleus.